Talpa occidentalis (Iberian mole) is the source of this 3797-nucleotide messenger RNA. RefSeq names its product patr class I histocompatibility antigen, A-126 alpha chain-like. The coding region runs from base 34 to 1167 and encodes 377 amino acids. The transcript has 7 exons. Gene Ontology annotation, biological process: immune response; antigen processing and presentation of endogenous peptide antigen via MHC class Ib; antigen processing and presentation of endogenous peptide antigen via MHC class I via ER pathway, TAP-independent. NCBI's taxonomy places the organism in Eukaryota, Metazoa, Chordata, Mammalia, Eulipotyphla, Talpidae. Gene Ontology annotation, molecular function: signaling receptor binding; peptide antigen binding. Gene Ontology annotation, cellular component: external side of plasma membrane. The record is from RefSeq and is a predicted model, not a curated record.
CUCCCCAGCCCGGGUGGAGGCGCGUCCUGGGGGAUGGGGGGCGCAGCCCUCCUGCUCCUGCUCGCGGUGGCCGCGGCCCCGAGGGAGACCCGGGCGGGCUCCCACUCCCUGAGGUUUUUCUCCACCGCGAUGUCCCGGCCCGGCCUCGGGGAGCCCCGCUUCAUCUCCGUGGGCUACGUGGACGACACGCAGGUCGGGAGGUUCGACAGCGACUCUCCGGGCCAGAGCGCGGAGCCGCUGGCGCCCUGGGCGGGGCAGGUGGAGCAGGAGAAGCAGGAGGAGUGGGAGGAGGAGACGCGGAUCCUAAGGGACAGCGCACAGUGGUUCCGAGCGCAGCUGGACUCCCUGCGCGGCCUCUACAACCAGAGCGAGACCGGCUCUCACACCUUCCAGAACAUGUACGGCUGCGACAUGGGGCCCGACGGGCGCCUCCUCGGCUGGUAUGAGCAGUUCGCCUACGACGGCACCGAUUUCCUGGCCCUAAACCCGGACCUGCGCUCCUGGACCGCGGCGGACACGGCCGCUCAGAUCACCCGGCGCGAGUGGGAGGCCCAGGGUGAGGCAGAGAGAUUCAGGAACUUUGUGGAGGGCAGGUGCUUGAGGUGGCUGCUCAGAUUCCUGGAGUACGGGAAGGAGACUCUGCAGCGCACGGUGAAUUUUCUGAUUUACCACCUCAGAUCCCCAAAGACACGCAUGACCCACCACCCCUACAAUGACCAUGAGGUCACCCUGAGGUGCUGGGCACUGGGCUUCUACCCUGCGGAUAUCACCCUAACCUGGCAGCGAGAUGGGGAGGACCUGACCCAGGAGAUGGAGCUGGUGGAGACCAGGCCUGGGGGAGAUGGAACCUUCCAGAAGUGGGUGGCUGUGGUGGUGCCUUCUGGAGAGGAGCAGAGAUACACAUGCCACGUGCAGCAUGAGGGACUGCUGGAGCCCCAAGUCCUGAGAUGGGUGCCCCCUCAGUCCUUCAUGCCCACCGCAGGCAUCAUUGCUGGCCUGGUUCUCCUUGGAGCUGUUCUCACUGGAGCUGCAGUGGCUGCAGCUGUGAUGUGGAGGAAGAAACGCUCAGGAGGACAAGGAGGAAUCUACACUCAAGCUGCAGGUGUGUUUUGUUCUCAACCCGGCAGCAGCAGUGCCCAGGGCUCUGAUGUGUCUCUCAGCCCCUAAGAAUCUUUUACAAUGAACCUGAUGAGAUUCCUGUUCUGCACACCCUGGACAGCACCUGGUAUUGUUCAGCGUUUGCAUUUUCAGUCUCUCCUAGGUGUGAUGGUAUCACUGUUGUUCUUAACUGUGAUAUUGAGCAUCUGUUCAUAUUUUUACUUUUCUAUGACUAAAGUUGCUGUUUGUAAGGAAAUUUUGUACAUUUUUACAGAUGAGGUGCCAUUCAUUUAUUACAUUAUUUUUGUCCUUAUUAAAAUUGGGUUAUUUCUUUCUGAUCAUUGAGUUUUAGGCAUUAUUUGUAGAUACAAUCCUUUAUCAGAUUUGUGAUUUGCAAAUGUUUCCCCCCACUCUCUGACCUGAAAUCCUUUACUGAUGGGAAAACAAACACUAUUGCCCAGACAGGCGCAUGGAGAUAUAUUAGAAGAGCAAAGAUAAAUUGCUAACUGGUUUUGAGCAGACAUUGGCUGACUGGGGUCUUGGGGAUGGAGGGGAAUGACUUAUGUGUAUCCUUGAGUGUUAUUUAAAUGUCCUUGUAUGAGCAUGAAAUAUGCUUUCUAAAGUAAAUUACACUUUAUUCCUCAAUUUAUAAAACUCUUCAUACAUCAUGUCUAAAUCACAUGUUAAGACCAGACUGACAGGUCAAUUACAAGUGAUGGACCUGCAUGUCACAGUCACAAAGUCAUGAUUUCUCUCAGGGUUCACUCUGGUGUUGUCCAUUCUCAGGGUGUUGGACAAAUGUAUAAUGACCUGUGUCCACCAUGAGAAUAUCAUGCAGAGUGUUUUCACUGCCCAUAAUGCCUUCUGUGCUCCAAGGAAGCAAAAGCAAAAAGAAACCAAUAGAAUCACAUCAGACUAAAAAGCUUCCACAUAGUGAAGGAAACUAGCAUUAAAAUGACAAGACAAUAUCAAAUCGGAGAAACUAUUUGCACAUCAUCAAUCCAACAAGGAGUUAAUAUCCAAAAUCUACAAAGAACUCCAAAACAAGAAACAACUCAAAACGGGCAGAGGAGCUAAAUAGGUACUUUUUCUAAAGAAGACACACAUGUGGCCAAUAGGUACAUGGAUAAAUGCUGGUCAUGUGCGGUCAGGAAAAUGCCAAUUGAAACCAUAAUGACUUACCACCUCACACUGUGAGAAUGGCCCAUUGAAGGGUGUGGAAGAAAAGGAACUCUGGCACAUGGUGGGUGGGAAUGAUGUCUGAUCCUGUUAGUGGGCAGAAUGAGGGGUUCCCUGGGCCCUCAAAACCGCACACUCUAUAUGGGAUCUGCCAACAGCUGCAUAAAGACAAAACAUACUCUAAAGCAUAAGACCUUCAAUGGAAAAGAACUUUAAUAUAAUUACUAUAAAAUAGAGAAUCAGUGCAGUAGAGAGAGAGAAGAGAAAGAAUAUAGUUCGAAUAUUUCCCAAGUGAAGCACCCAAAGUUACCCGUCCCCUCAUGGGUAAAUGCCCAGCCAAACAGGCUUGGCCCAAAGCAGGCCCACUGGGGCCCGAAGGCCUGCCACAAGGCUAAGGCACCUACUGGUAGAGACCCAUGGGAAAGGGUCAGCCUCCCGAUGGGUCUCUCAUUCACGUUUUUGUCUUUCACGUGUCUCUUUCCAAGUCCCCAGCUCCCUGGCACAAGUCCAAGUGAGAAGCAAGUGUGGUUUCUUCUUCACCUGUCUCUCUGCUCCAUGCGCCUCCUCCAGUCCUUUCCUCAUCUCACUCCACGUCUUCCUCCUCUUCCUUAGCUUCUCGUCCCUGCUCAGCCCCACCUUUCCUUGGGCAGGGCGGUAACCUGGAACCUCUCUUUUCUAUGGAUAGCACAUUGGUCCUGCCCCUAUAGAAAAAAAAAAAAAUGAAGGUUCCUCAAAAUAGACCUGUCACAUGGUCAAGCAUCCCAUUCCUUGGUAUUUAUCCAAAGAAGGUAAAAACACUAAUUCCAAGGAAUAUGUGCCUCCUAUGGUCACUGCAGUGCUGUCUACCAUAACCAAGCGAUGAAGACAACCUUAGUGCCCAACGGCAAAUGAGGGGAUAAAGAACACAAGCUAUAUACACAAUGGAAUACUACUCGGCUGUGAAAAAGAUGAAAUAAUGGAUUUGCAACAACAUGGAUAGAUAUGAAUGGGAUUGUGCUAAAUGAAAUAAGUUUGAAGGGGAAAGUUAAGUACUGGAUGAUUUCAUAUUUGUAAUAUAAAGAAACAAAGCAGGGACAGAUGAAACUAAACCAAAACAUAUAUGACUGCAGAAUGGAAGUUAUGGGCUGGGGGUAAGAGUAGGAAACAAAGUAGGAAGAGGGCCCAAUGGACUAUGGUUAAGACUGUGGGUGCCGUUAGUGUGGGUGUGAUGUGGUAACAAACAUCUGAAGAGGUGUGACCCUCGCCUCAACACAUGCAGUGUUGUAAACCAAUGCUAACCUCAAUUGAAUAAUACAGUGAAGGUAAAAAGAAAUUGUCUCCUCCAUCAGUCACUGACCUCAGGACUUUGCCUUUACCUCCUCACUGUCAAGCAGGCUGAGGGGCUGGUUUCCCUCAAGGUCAGAGGCAGGAGGUGCAGGGACUCCUGGGGCUGCUCAAACACUGCUGAGUAGAGACACUACAGAGAGGGCGGCUGUGAGGGGAACCAGAGACAGAGGGUCAGAGUAACCUCAGUGCUGAGU